AUGUCCAACAAAUAUGCAGUGAAUGUUGAGUGUUAUGGUACUCUGCGGAGAAUUCCCCUUCCAAACCAAUUUAUAACAAUAGAUAAACUCAAGGGAAUUGUAUGUGACAGACUUAAUAUCGAUUAUCCAUUCAAUUUAAUUUACGAAGGUGCUGAACUAUGUAAAGAAGAUACUCUGCACGACUUGGACAUUAACCCGAAUUUCCCACUACGUGUUCGACGAUGUUCAAUUGAUUCAUAUACAACAGAUUUGAUGACCGAUAUAUUUCUGAGUUAUGAACGAACUCAUCGAAAUACCGUUAUACAAUUGAAACAAGAACUUGAAGAGAAAAAUUAUUUUUGUUGGUUAGAUGUAGAAGAGAUACCGAGUAAUAAUGAUCACUUUUGUCCAGAGAUCGAAGCAGGUAUACAAAAAUCGACGGUUUUCGUUUGCUGUAUCACUAGUAGAUAUGUACAAUCGAAUAAAUGUCGACAAGAACUCAGUUUUGCUAAACAACAUAAUAAACCAAUUAUACUUCUAUUGAUUGAAGAAUUGAACUGGCCACCUGCACAAAUUAGAACUUUAGUUUCAGGUCUUUCUUAUAUUAGAUUUUAUAAUACGGCAUCAUUGGCUAGUUCAACCUCAUGGUCUUCUGAAAUGUUUGACGGACUUCUAAAUAAAUUAGGUGAAUUGACUCCACAUAUUUGA
This is a messenger RNA of Rotaria sp. Silwood2, 687 nucleotides long. The record is from the annotation of a GenBank genome assembly. NCBI's taxonomy places the organism in Eukaryota, Metazoa, Rotifera, Eurotatoria, Philodinida, Philodinidae.